AUGGGAACCUCUGUUGUACCCUUGAUCAUCCUAGGACUCAUCUCAGGUUUGAGCCAUGGAGCCGGUGUGCUACCAGACAAUUUGAAUGGAGCAGUAGGAGGAAGUGUUUUUUUCACCACAACAGUGACUCCAUCAGAAAACCCAUUCCUGGUAGUGACUUGGAGUUUUAGUAAUGGUAGUGUCGACAGAAAUAUAAUAACAUCGACCAGCUCAGAUGUUAUUGGAUCAGGAUAUGAAAACAGGAUCACUUUCGACAGAUCAACUGGAUCUCUGGAGCUCAGGCAUCUCACCAUGGACGACACUGGAGAAUACAGAAUUGCAAUAACUCCAGAUGGAGGAGCACAGAAGACAGGAGCCUGCAGACUGGAGAUAUUCAUGCCAGUGUCCAAUGUCGUGGUAACUCCCAGCAGCACAGACUUGAUAGAGUUCAACAGCUCAGUCAGCCUGUCCUGCUCCUCCUCUGGCUCCCCUCGCUCCUACACCUGGCUGAAUGGCAGCUCUGAGGUGACAGCCAGUGAGGGAGUUCAGAUCACUGAUGGAGGCUCCACUCUCACUAUAAUCAGUGUGACCCGCUAUGACCAGGGACCGUUCCAGUGUCGUGUGUUCAAUCCCGUCAGUCAUGACAUCAGUGGCCCAGUAUCUCUCUCCAUCAGCUUUGGUCCAGAAAACACUAACAUGACGCUAUCUCCGUCACAAGAAUACCAUGAGAAAGGGUCAGACAUCAUCCUGUCCUGCUCAGCUGUCUCCAGGCCUCCUGCCCAGUUUCAGUGGGCUCUGAACGGAGCCCCGCUCUCUGAUACUGGACCAGAGCUCAGACUGAACAACAUUCAGAUGAAACAGAGUGGUAACUACAGCUGUCAGGCCCAUAACACUAAAACUCUGAGAUAUCAAACAUCUCAGCCCUCCCGUGUCACUGUGCUGGAGAGAGUCUCAGCUGCUUCAAUCACAGAACCACCAGUCACACCAGUUGAGGGGAAACCAGUCAACUUAACCUGUGAUGCUGCCGGCUCUGUCCUCACCAGAGAGUGGAGGAAGGACGGAUCCCCUGUGAGCCCGGGCAGCAACAUCAUCCUCCAUGACAAUAACAGAGUUUUGUCCUUUAGCCCUCUGAAGAGAACAGACAGCGGAGAAUACUCCUGUACAGCCAGCAACCCAGUCAGCUCUGCUGAAGCUAAAUACAAGAUGACUGUCAACUUUGGACCAGAGAAUGUUAAAGUCACGGGUCCAAAUGAGAUAAAAGUCAAACAGACCCUAACACUAAUCUGCUCUGCCGAGUCCACGCCGACUGCGACCUACAUCUGGAUGAAGAAUGGGACAGAGAUUCAUACGAAUUCUGCUGAGUUCACUAAAUCAGAAAUUGAACUCUCUGACGGUGGAGAAUACACCUGUCAAGCAGGAAAUAAUAUCACUGGGAGAACGGCGACAUCUGACGUGCAUCGAUUGUCUGUAGGCCCACAAGGAUUAACCAUAGAGAAGUUGAAAGCUGGCAUCUUUGAUGGUCCUCAAAUCCGUCAGCUCAUCAGAGAUCCUCAGUUUGAAAACUCAAUGAACGAAGUGGAACUGGAAGCAUGGAAGGCUUUUGUUCUGGUCAUGAAGAACUUUCUUGGCAACAUCAAGGCCAGGAACUAUGCAGACCUUGUCACCAAUAUGCUGACUGCUUUCAGAAACCUUGGAUGCAACAUGAGCAUCAAAAUGCAUUACUUAUUCUCACAUAUGGAUCGGUUUCCUGAGAAUCUGGGAUCAAUGAGUGAUGAGCAGGGAGAGAGAUUCCAUCAGGACAUAAAAGAGAUGGAGGCCAGGUAUCAGGGACGCUGGGAUGCAGUCAUGAUGGCUGAUUACUGCUGGACUCUGAAGAGAGACAUCCCUGCUGCUGAGCAUUUGAGGGGGAAAGAAAGUCUCUCAGCUGGUGCCAUCGCUGGAAUAACGAUUGCAUGUCUGAUAGUUGUUGGAGGGCUGGUUGGUGGGGUUGUGUACUAUACGUUGAAAAGAGGAUGGAUCAAGAGUCUGUGA
Molecule: messenger RNA, 2010 nt
Organism: Myripristis murdjan (pinecone soldierfish)
Lineage: Eukaryota; Metazoa; Chordata; Actinopteri; Holocentriformes; Holocentridae
Product: carcinoembryonic antigen-related cell adhesion molecule 5-like
Exons: 9
Coding region: 1-2010 (669 amino acids)
Source: RefSeq, a predicted model, not a curated record